AUGAGCAUCGCAUCCUGCAAACUACUUGUCCUUCAACUCUCUGAAUGGGAUCGGGACAAGACCUAUGACGAAGGUCAGCCUCGCUAUAUCCGCUACACAGCAAAACGAAAGGUGACACAGAACGGGAAGCGCAUCGCCAGAGACACCGAGCCGGACUUUGUGCUCGCACCAUCAUCAGAAUCGCCUGGAUCUCACAAAUUCCGAUUAUGA
Molecule: messenger RNA, 210 nt
Organism: Cladophialophora bantiana CBS 173.52
Lineage: Eukaryota; Fungi; Ascomycota; Eurotiomycetes; Chaetothyriales; Herpotrichiellaceae
Exons: 2
Coding region: 1-210 (69 amino acids)
Source: RefSeq, a predicted model, not a curated record